CUCAAAGAGGUUACAAAUUAAUAAAUAAAAGUUUUUUAUUAUGAUCUAACCUCGACUUUGAUUAAUUUAAAAUAUAAAAUAAUAAAAAGAAACAAUGAACUGUACAAGUGUUUUAAAUUCUUUAAGAAGAACAAUCAGUCCUUUGCUAACUUUACCCCCAGGAGUCGGAAUUCAACAAACUAGGAACACAUUUAUAUUGAAAAGACGUUAUAAGCUUCCUAUACUCGAGAAAGGUGGAAGAAUAAAAUUAUGGAAAGGCCGAUACUUUAUUUAUGAACUGGUAGAAAACACGGAUGUUAGAAAAAAAGAAAACCUUGAUGUCAUCCUUACUUCUUUCGUGGAAGGUAUAGGUGUUCGUGGAGACAGGUUGUCAUUGCACCCUAAAAUCGCGUACAACAAAUUACUUUUGCCGGGGUUGGCAGUUUACGCUUCUCCGGAAAACAUUAAAAAGUAUGAGGAAGAAGUCGGAGCACCUACGCAGACAUUCUCAUCACCAUGGGUGCCAAACACAAUGAGGGUUCUCGAUAAGACACUGCUGGAAGUUUUCAUGUCAGCUGAUAACCCCUGGACCCUUACUCCCGAGCACGUGAGAUCGGCGUUUCGUGAAAAAAAAAUUCAUAUGGGUAAAGACUGCGUCACACUGCCUGAGCGACCAAUAAAUGGACCGGAUCUUGAGAUGGAGAACAAAGAAUUUUAUGUUACCGUAACAAUUAAUCAAAGAGAAAAAGUUAAUGUGAGAUGUAGAAUUAGAUUCCGCAGCAAUAAUCCAAAUAAAAUUCUACCAGAUCCUGAAGCUCAUCUUAAAAAAACAGAACCGAUAUACCCAGAAUUUAAAUCUGUUUUAGAGGCAAUGCCUGAACCUGAUCAUAAAAAACACCCCGACUCCAUAACUCAUACAAUUCAGUAAAUGUAUAUGUUCUUUUGUUAAAAUAAAAUAAUUUUUAAAAUUA
Microplitis mediator is the source of this 950-nucleotide messenger RNA. It is a transcript of the gene mRpL9, whose product is annotated as 39S ribosomal protein L9, mitochondrial. Gene Ontology annotation, cellular component: ribosome; mitochondrion. The coding region runs from base 95 to 907 and encodes 270 amino acids. NCBI's taxonomy places the organism in Eukaryota, Metazoa, Arthropoda, Insecta, Hymenoptera, Braconidae. Gene Ontology annotation, biological process: translation. The record is from RefSeq and is a predicted model, not a curated record. Gene Ontology annotation, molecular function: structural constituent of ribosome. The transcript has 2 exons.